UACGUCAUUUUCCACCUGUCACUCAGGAAAUUGUCAAGCGCGGAAUUUUCCAGGCGCGCGGUGCAUGCCGGGAAGGUCAGACGAGACGCAGCACGAACCGGCAAGAUGUCGGCGUCUUUCAUGGCUCAGAUGUUGGACGAGCUGAUGGGGCGAGAUCGCAACCUUGCGCCCAACGAGAAGAAAGAAGACAUACACUGGAGCGACGAGAAGGUCUGUAAACACUUCCUAUGCAGUUUCUGUCCAUCCGAGUUGUUCACCAACACCCGCUCAGACCUGGGGCCUUGUGACAAGAUUCAUGAUGACGGACUCAGAGAUGGGUACAGAAAGAGUUCUCGGUUCCAGCGGAUGGGGUACGAGGAAGACUUCCUGCGCUACCUGCAGAGCUGCAUGGCGGACGUGGAGCGGCGCAUCAGGAGGGGCCACGCCCGCCUCGCGCUCAGCGAACAGCAGGCUCAAGUCGCUGGCGGUGGAGGAAUUGUAAAGAAUGAAGAGAAGAUCCUGAUGCUGACAGACAGAAUCGAUGGACUCUUGGAACAGGUGGAACAGCUGGGGUGUGAAGGGAAGGUGGAGGAGGCACAGGGAGUCAUGAAGCUGUGUGAUCAGCUCAAGGAGGAGAGGGAACAGCUACGACAGGCUAACAAAUCCAGCAUCGACAGUAUGACAGCCCAGGAGAAGCAGAUGGAAGUGUGUGAGACAUGUGGAGCCUUUCUCAUCGUGGGGGAUGCCCAGUCUCGAGUGGACGACCAUCUCAUGGGCAAACAACACAUGGGCUACGCCAAGAUCAAGGCAACCAUCGAAGAAUUAAAAGCUAAAACUGUUAGGGGAGUACCAGUAGAUCCAGAGAGGGAAGAAAAACGACAGAAGGAGAGAGAGGACCGUGAAAAAGAGCUUGAAAAGGAGAGAGAAGAACGAGAGAAGGAACGGGAGAGGAGACGUAAGGAGAGGGAAGAGAAGGAGAAAGAGUUGGAGAAGGAGAGAGAGAGAGAAAGGGAGGAAAGAAGGAAGAAACGCAGCCGAUCCCGCUCCAAGGGUCGUAGGUCAGGGUCAGGGAGCAGAAGGUCACGGUCGCGGGAACGCUCCAAGCGCAGCCGGCGAUCACGCAGCAAAGAGAGGUCUGGACGUCACCGCAGUAGAAGCCGUAGCAAGGACAGGGAAAGGAAGCGUCGCUCCCGUAGUCAGGAUCGCAAGGACCGCGACAGAAAGCGCGAGCGCCGUUCCAGGAGUAGAGACCGCAAGCGCCGGAGCCGGGAUCGCAGCCGGAGCCGCCACCGGUCACGCAGCCAUGAUCGGGAGGGGGGCAGGAGCAGUAAAGACAAGGACAGAAGCAGCAGGGAUAAGGACAGGAGGAGCCGAGACAAGAGCAGGGACAAGGACAGACACAGCUCACAGGAGGAGGAGGAGGGUGUCCACCAGGCUAAAGAGGAUGAUGCUAAUGAUGUACAAGAGAGUGCCGACCCUCAGGGGUCCAUGGACCAGGAGGAUGGGGACAUUCAUGCUAAAGAGGCGAGCAGUGAGGAGGCCAUGGACGCCAACUCUGCUGAUGAUAACGACGGGGACAGCAAGGCCUCAAAUGAAGGUGACACUCACCCUGAUAACUGAGACCCCUCAGUUCUCAUUCGGUGAGUGUUUACGGUCCUUUUUGGUGCUAAUUUCAUUUUUUAUUUACUACAACAAACAAACAAACAAACAACAACAAGCCUAUCUCAGCCAACAGUGUGUAAAUGGGACAGUAAGUAUGCUUGAAUGUGCCGACUCUUUGCAUCCAGGAAAUCCUUUACAGGAGUACAGGGAUCGCGCGGAGGCCGGAGACACGCCGCGGUGGUACCGACACUUCUCCUACACUGCUCCCAGUACAGAAAUGAGAAGUGGCAAAUAGGAGAGGUACCCCUUGUGCAUGCUGUCUGUCUGCUAGCUUGUUACUGUCAUUUUUUCUUCUGGUGCUUGUACUUUUAGAGAAAGCCCAGUACAAACGUGCAUGUGCAGUGAUCUCUCUUGUGGGCUCACGCCUGUAGUGUUGAACUCUUGGUACCCAGUACCACCAUUACAUGCCACCCCCCCUCCACAUUGCAUUGGUUCAACAGCAUCAACGUUUGCCUUGCACAGAAAUUCUGCACUCCUAGUGGGCUGUCCAGGGCUCAUGACUAAGGCUUUGGCUUUAUUUUGUAAAGACUGAAGUUGAUUGCCUGCAAAUUUUGUUGAAUUAUAGAGAGGAAGAUUCUGAGCCCUGUGCAUCAUUCCUUGCAGAGUCAUAUUUUGAAGUUCCCAAAUAAAUCUAUUAUUGAACAGAUGAAUAUUCCUCUCCAUAUAUGUCAAAAUGUUUGUGCCUGUAUUGCCACCAUUUUCACUUACACUGCAACUUGCAUAGAACUCACCUCACUGCAGCCCUCGCAUUGCCCAUUUCAACAGUGUAUGCCCAUUCCAACCCACAUCUAAAACAUAUCAAUUCUUAGGCCAAUGUGUAAAGCUCUAAAGCUUCACGUUCUGUUUGUAUCUAUGUAUGAUGCCUGCAUCAGUGCACAUGCAUUCGCCAUGCUUUAACAUGCCAGAACAGUCACUGCCCACCCAUUUUGUAGUGGCUCAUGCCUCAUUCUCUCGUGUUUCAUUUUUGAGACGUGAAACGGCUGGAUCAACAACUGAAGAUGCAAUUGUCAUUGAAAAUGCCACCUGAUGCUAGUGCUAGUUGGUCAAAUGCUGGGUUAUAAGGUGAUGUGAACAAUCACACUGUAAGUGUAAGGGGGGAAGUCUUGGUUGGAAUCUAUGUGUACUAGAUGUACUACUACUACUACUACUAGACAAUUGCAUGUAUUUUCUAUGGACAGAGACAAGAAGUGUUACAAGGGGGCAAAUACAUGUACAGUAUAAAGAUGUACAGGAGAUGUUGCAUUAUCCUUAGGAUUGGGUAAUGACAAUUACUCUAAGAACACUUCUCUUUCAGCAUCAGCAUUGUAACUUUUUCAUUCCUCUUGCUUGACUACUAAAAGCGUGAAUUGAAAUCCUUGCGAACUAGAGUCCAUGUCCCAUAUGAGGAGGCUCGAUGCCUUAGAGCGCCCUUCGAUUCGGAGAACCAGGAAGGGUAGUAGUAACAAAGUCUCAAAAUGCCAGUAUACUCAGGUAAUGCAGAAAGGUACACUUUACUGUAUUAUUUUCUUCUUUGUGAUUAUUGCUCCUAUGUUGUCUACCCUCCAACAUAGUGUAGAUAUUCACAGACCACUUGCUCAUGUAGGCUAAAAAUCGGAUGUUUUUGUCACGGCGAGAUUGUCGCAGCGUUCCAGCAUUCAUACAUGUAACAGAAUGAAGCCAUGGAUGUGCAGCAUUUUUUUGUCACCAGUUCUUGUGCUCAAAAUUGGUGAUUGGGUUAAACUGUCUGUACAUGUAUGUGCAACAGAUGAGUUCUCAUAGAAUUCUGUAGUGUCAGUUCAACAGAAGGACCUGGACUUUGAAAGAAUUCAGAAUUCUACAUUUCUGUCUAAAGACAGGCGACAGUCAACAACUUGCUUGUUUAUGCGUUGAUAAAGCUUGUGGAUUAUCAUUAUGUUAACUAGAUAUGUGAUGUAUACAUUUGCAACUGUAUUGUAGUUUUUCCAUUUGAAAGAUUUGUAAUUCAAUAUUGUGAUACCCUUUACUGGUUUUGAAAUUCUACAUUGAUUUCUUAAUUUUGCAACUUAGUCUUCCCUCUGAGGUCUAACUGUUUGACCAUUUUGAAAUCUCAUAUUGUACUGUAGUUAAACUCAUCAAGACCAAGAAGAAGAGUACUAUCAAUUGGACCUUGGACAAAAGACUAUGUAAAUGUGCAUGUAGGUAUUUCUGCUAGAGAUUUACUGCAAUGUGUACGUCUCUCACUGUGUUGUUUCAUGUUUCAAUACAGAUGGGAGCCAGCCUAGCUGAGGGAAACUUCAACGUAGUCAUCCGAACCACAUCACACCACAAGACUGACAUCAUAGCCCAACUACAAAUCACCGAUUGUGCAAAGGUGAUCUUUUUGAGUAAUUAUCAGUUCUUGUCAAACUCAACAUAAUAAUAAGCAGGAGUGUCCAUCAAUUGUUAAAUGCAGUUUUAAUGCAUCGGGGAUAUGACUACCUAGUAUAGCAUACUUACAUCUUUGUUCUCAUCAUGUAUAGGCAGUUCAGUGGGAAUAGAGGAAGGGUUUUUAUUCGUAACACUCAUAACAAUCAUAAAUGUAGUUUCAAAGCAGAAAUCAUUCCUUAUAAAGCUACAUGUACUUAACGGAAGUAAGGGUAACUUUUAGGGGUUAGGCACUGUUGCUUUCAUUGUAGGUUGAAAUUGGCAAAUGAACAAAGGUCUCUAGCUGUUGAUGGUACUGUGUAGUAAAGGAAAACUGAUAGACUUUAAGGGACAUUUGAUUGUCCAGGCUGCUUAGAUCUGCAGCCAUGUUGUAUUUUUUUACAGGUGAUGUUUAUUUAGGAAUACCUGCGUACAUGUAUAGCCAGUGCUGCAUAUUGAAGUUGGCGUGUGCGCCAAAUGUCAGACAAAAUUCCUGUAAUGCUUAAGAAGUGAUUUUUGAGUUCACAAAGCUUCCAGCCUGUACAUGUUAGAAAAUUGAUGUGAGGCCGCGGAAAAGGGAUAGUCUUAUCAUUAGAAGUUGUCUUGAAUGUGCAAAAGUCAGCAAGGGAACAGCAUCAGCUUUAGCCAAGUGUAGCAACAUAACCCAUAACAGCAAAACUACGACGUACAUUGUUGAUCCAGAAAGUCAACGAAUCCAGACCAAACCUUACACAAGCAUGAUGAAGUAGUAACAAAAACGCAUGAAGUUUGAUGCCAGUUUUGAGUGAAUUUGAUUCCAUAUUUCUUGAGAGAAUAAAGUACUUUUUCCAUCA
Branchiostoma floridae (Florida lancelet) is the source of this 4835-nucleotide messenger RNA. Its product is annotated as luc7-like protein 3. Gene Ontology annotation, cellular component: U2-type prespliceosome; U1 snRNP. Bases 106 to 1599 code for a protein of 497 amino acids. Lineage: Eukaryota; Metazoa; Chordata; Leptocardii; Amphioxiformes; Branchiostomatidae. Gene Ontology annotation, molecular function: mRNA binding. The transcript has 10 exons. The record is from RefSeq and is a predicted model, not a curated record. Gene Ontology annotation, biological process: mRNA splice site recognition.